CGAUAUUUAUCAUUCACAACAAGCAGCUGCCAGUUGCCAGCUGUUGGCUGAUCAACAUUUUGCCGCACGCCGAGUUUGUUUUGUUUACUUUUUAGAGAAAUUAUGACGCGCAAGUGGUCCGACAAGGAAACCAAACUGCUUUUGCGGCUCUAUUUGAAAUACAAGCAAGAGUUUCACGAGCGACACAAAAAACGCACUGAGAUUUGGCAGCAUGUUGUCCGGGAAUUCGAGCAGCACGGCUUUAGGACCAGCUAUAUUAAAUUGGAUCGCAAAUUUCGGAACAUGUGCCGCACCUAUUUCAAUAUCAAACGCCAAAACAAAGAUGUCGAGCCAAAUUGGGAAUACUUUGGUCCGAUGGACGAAAUAUUGGCUGGCACCGUACCAGAAACGUCCGAUCAGGGGAGACCCGAAGUAGAAGAGACUGAGCCGAGGCUUGAGGUGAAAAAAGAAGAGCUCGGCACCGAUUAUCCAGCAGUGUUAAUGGAUGAGCCCAACUUUGACGAGCUGGUUUCCAGCCGCAUCAGCGAAGAUCAGCGAGAGAUUGAUGUUGAGAAUGCAGGAUUUGCGACGGGAUUGGAGGCGCAGCGUGUCGCGGAGCUGCGCGCCAUUCGAAUCACUUUGGAGGAGGCAAACGAAAUACAGAGGCAGCGAAAUAGUCUACUCCACGAAAGAAACGAGCUGAUGAAGCAGUAUCUGGCUACCAAAUUUAAAUAUAAUCCACAUUUGUAUUAAUUUUAUUUCAUUAUUCAUAAAUGUUUCAUAAAUAUGUGUAUUUAUUGCCUGUUUACGCUUACAGUACAUUAUAAUUUUGUAAUAAAAUGUGUAUCGUAUCGACUGAGUGA
Drosophila virilis is the source of this 842-nucleotide messenger RNA. RefSeq lists its product as uncharacterized. Gene Ontology annotation, biological process: positive regulation of DNA-templated transcription. Gene Ontology annotation, cellular component: nuclear body. NCBI's taxonomy places the organism in Eukaryota, Metazoa, Arthropoda, Insecta, Diptera, Drosophilidae. The record is from RefSeq and is a predicted model, not a curated record.